AGUUGUAUUUCGGUUCAGAUUAAAAGGUAGUCGCUAGUGACCUAGUGCUAUAGGUUUAUCUAAACUCUAAAGUCAAAACCAAGGACUAACGAGAGAUACCAGUGUCUCUCUUUAAUAGGCCAGUUCAGAUAUAGUUUUAGUGCUUUUUGUACCAACCGACAUUAUUUCGAACCAAAGCUCGUGGAGAUAAAUUAAGACUUUUACGUUUUCGUCCGUCGUGUCUGCCCACUUUUUAAUCUCAAAAUGUUCAAACUCAGCCUUACGAGAUUGGCCCAACGGUCGACAAAUGAUGCUCAGAUUUUCCAAGUUGUCAACCGAUCAAAUCUUAAACAUGCCAGGAAAAUGGCAACUGCAGCAAAGGUGGAAAAGAAAGAGGAAGAAAAAGGUCCAAAAGAAUCACAUUCAUUCAUGUUGAACCUUUUCCGUGGUGUAAUUCAACCCAGCCAAGUAUUUCCUUAUCCUGAGGUACUUACAAGUGAACAAAAAGAAACCCUUCAAAUGCUUAUUGACCCAGUUAACAAAUUUUUCAAGGAAGUAAAUAAUCCAUUAGCCAACGAUGAAUUGUGUCAAGUGGAAAAACAUACGCUAGAAGGUCUUUGGGAUCUCGGUGCAUUUUCACUGCAAGUCGGACAAGAAUACGGUGGCCUUGGCCUCUCAAACACACAAUAUGCCAGACUUGUCGAGAUCGUCGGCAGGCACGACCUCGGCGUUGGCAUCACAUUGGGCGCCCACCAGUCCAUCGGAUUCAAGGGUAUCCUUCUCUUUGGAAAUCCUGAACAAAAAGCGAAAUACCUGCCACGAGUCUCGACAGGGAGAGAAUAUGCAGCGUUCUGCCUCACUGAGCCAUCAUCUGGAUCUGACGCCGGCUCAAUCAAGAGUAGAGCAGUACUUUCUCCAGAUGGCAAGCACUACAUUUUGAAUGGGAGUAAAAUUUGGAUCAGCAAUGGAGGGAUUGCUGAAAUCAUGACAGUAUUUGCUCAAACGCCUGUCAACGAUCCUAAAACAGGAAAAACUGUAGACAAAGUUACAGCUUUUAUAGUCGAAAGAUCUUUCGGAGGUGUCACUAGUGGCCCUCCAGAGAAAAAAAUGGGUAUCAAGGCCUCAAAUACGGCUGAAGUUUAUUACGAGGAUGUAAAAAUCCCAGUUGAAAACGUUCUUGGUGGGAUAGGAGAGGGAUUCAAGGUAGCGAUGAACAUUUUGAACAACGGACGUUUUGGCAUGGCCGCAGCUCUUUCAGGUACGAUGAGAGCGGUUACCGAGAAAGCUGUAGAACAUGCGACGAACAGGGUUCAGUUUGGCAGGAAGAUUGAUUCGUACGGUACGAUUCAGGAGAAACUCGCCAGAAUGGCCAUGCUGCACUACGUUACCGAAAGUAUCGCCUACUGCCUCUCUGGAAAUAUGGAUUCUGGAAGUGUAGACUAUCAUCUUGAAGCUGCCAUUUCAAAAGUUUUCGCCUCAGAUAGUGCUUGGACGGUAACAGAUGAGGCGAUUCAGAUCCUCGGAGGCAUGGGUUUCAUGAGAGAUACAGGAUUAGAACGUGUUAUGAGGGACUUAAGGAUCUUUAAAAUUUUUGAAGGCACCAACGAUAUCCUUAGACUCUUCGUAGCACUCACUGGUUUUCAAUUUGCUGGAAUGCACCUUCGGGAACUUCAGAAGGCAUUUAAACAACCAACAGCUCAUUUAUCUUUGAUCCUUGAAGAAGUGACAAAACGUGGACUUAGGUCAGUCGGACUUGGCAGCACACCAUCGGUUGCUGAAUAUGUCCAUCCGUCUCUAACACCAUGCGCCGCUCAAGUUGGCAGGAGUGUUGCUCAGUUCGGCCCUGCUGUAGAGGGCCUUCUGAUCAAGUUUGGAAAAGGAAUCGUCGAGCAGCAGUUCCUGUUGAAUAGAAUCGCCUCCUCUGCGAUCGACAUUUACGCUAUGGUGGUUGUCCUCUCGAGGGCGACAAAAUCCCUAAAUACCAACUCGCCGUCUGCUGAGCAUGAAGCACUGAUGACGAAAGUCUGGUGCUCGGAGGCUGCUACUAGAGUGGCAUCAAAUCUCGGCGCUCUCAACAGCUCAGAAAGUUUAGACAAUUUCGUUACGCUUAGCCAGAUCGCUAAAAAUGUAUGUGAAAAUGGCGGUUUCGUUCAGAAAAACCCGCUUGGAUUAUAAUGAAAUUUAUUCUUCCCUCAGUACCAUGACUGUAGCCUUCAUAUUGUAUAUAAUUAUUAUCGCUAUUUUAUUUUUUUAGUAUUUUUUAAAAGUGUAAAUAUAAGCAUUAAGAGCACGUUAUUUAAAUG
Messenger RNA from Cimex lectularius (bed bug), 2282 nucleotides. RefSeq names its product very long-chain specific acyl-CoA dehydrogenase, mitochondrial (gene Acadvl). The transcript has 9 exons. Lineage: Eukaryota; Metazoa; Arthropoda; Insecta; Hemiptera; Cimicidae. The coding region runs from base 244 to 2154 and encodes 636 amino acids. The record is from RefSeq and is a predicted model, not a curated record. Gene Ontology annotation, molecular function: flavin adenine dinucleotide binding; very-long-chain fatty acyl-CoA dehydrogenase activity; fatty-acyl-CoA binding.